Gasterosteus aculeatus aculeatus (three-spined stickleback) is the source of this 3489-nucleotide messenger RNA. It is a transcript of the gene e2f2, whose product is annotated as E2F transcription factor 2. Gene Ontology annotation, molecular function: RNA polymerase II cis-regulatory region sequence-specific DNA binding; DNA-binding transcription factor activity, RNA polymerase II-specific; protein dimerization activity. Gene Ontology annotation, biological process: regulation of transcription by RNA polymerase II. NCBI's taxonomy places the organism in Eukaryota, Metazoa, Chordata, Actinopteri, Perciformes, Gasterosteidae. Gene Ontology annotation, cellular component: RNA polymerase II transcription regulator complex. The record is from RefSeq and is a predicted model, not a curated record.
CUCGGCUCCUGUCCUAUUCUGAUGCGAAGCGGAACUGCGCGGUGGACGGAACAGCGUAACGCACCGGGUCGGAUUCUGCAGCGGAGGACGUCGUCAUAAACUGUAAUCUAAUCCAAUCUCACCGAGGAAAACCUGCUCUCAGUAGAAGCCUUCUGCUACUGGGCUUUAAAAUACUGGAUCUUUUAUUGAUUUAACAGGCAAGCUUUAUUUUGUAAACUGUGGGGCAGGUCUUCCUCUGCACUUUGUUAUCGGACAAAGGAUAACAACACCGACGGGUCGGCGGCUUCCCGUGCAUUUUUUUUUUUUUAGCAUUUUACUAGAUGGAUUUCAUCUGUUUGAGUUGCUCUUGACUUUUUUUGGGGGUAGGGGGGGUGGCAGGGUUAGAGACACACAUUCACGCCGAGCCUCCAGCAGCACCGGCUCUCCGCAUCAAAGGGGCCCGAUCGCAGCGCAGCAUUGAUCGGUGUGCGCGGAGCCGCCAGACCCGACCGAUCCGGUUAAAUUGAGUUCACUCAGGAAAAUGAUGCGGAUGCCGAAAGGCGUCUCUCCGGCUCCGGGUCGGCCAGUAGCACCAGCAGCACCAGCAGCAGCAGUGGGGCUGAUGUCUUUCCCUCAGCAGAAGAUAAAGGUCGUGUCCACCGCAGGAGGGAAGCACGAGUUCUUCAGCACCGGACUGUCCAGCCCGCCGAUGAGCACCGUGCCGCCGGGCUACUUCACCCAGAUCUGCAACACCGCCGCGGGCGAACAAAGAGCCAACAGCCUGUAUUCAACCCCCCACGGACCAGAGGCUAAACCCAUCAGAUCAUCCUGCGGCCGACUGCCGGCUAAAAGGAAGCUGGAUCUGGAGGACCCGCUCUACCUGCCAGAGUUCCGCACGCCAAAAGGCAAAUGCAGCAUCGCCGCCAGGAUACCAAGUCCAAGGACUCCGAAGUCUCCAGGGGAGAGGACGCGCUACGACACGUCCUUGGGCCUGCUGACCAAGAAGUUUGUGGGUCUGAUCGCCGAGUCUCCCGACGGAGUUCUUGACCUGAACUGGGCCACCGAGGUCCUGGAGGUCCAGAAGAGGCGCAUCUAUGACAUCACCAACGUCCUGGAGGGAGUGCAGCUCAUCCGAAAGAAGUCUAAGAACAACAUCCAGUGGCUGGUUGGAGACGUAUUUGAGGGCGGCGCGUCUGGCGGAGAGAAGGCUUGUGCCCUGAGGAAAGAACUCGGAGAACUGGAGAGAGUAGAAAGAUCUCUGGAUGAUUUAGUCCAGUCCAGCACCGCGCAGCUCAAACAGCUCACUGAAUAUGAAGAUAAUAAGAGGUUGGGAUAUGUCACCUAUCAGGACAUUCGCUCCAUCGGAACUCUCCGAGACCAGACGGUCAUCGCCGUCAAGGCCCCUGCUGACACAAAACUGGAAGUGCCGGACACAGCAGGGCAGGGGUCGUUACAAAUCUAUUUAAAAAGUAAGAAUGGCCCCAUUGAAGUGUACCUGUGUCCAGAGGAGGGUCUUGAAGAUGCCAGCCCAGGUAAAAGUGCUGCGACCCCCAUAAAGGAGUUCUCUAAACCCCUCGAUCCCCCAACUGCAACCGCCAUGGCGCCGCCGAGCUACAGCGCCAAAGAGGAGCCCGCGGAACCGGCUGCAGCCACCUCCUCGUCCUCCGCUUCGGCUCUGCUGGACGUGGAGCGCCUGCUGGGUCUGCCCCCCAGCCUGCUCCAGCUCACAGACGACCAACUGCCGUGCACCUCCUUCGCACCGGACCCCAACGCCCCCUUUGUCAGCUUCUCUCCCCCGUUGGACCACGACGACUACCUGUGGAGCCUGGAGGACAGCGAGGGAGUGUCCGAUUUCUUCGACACGUACGACCUCGGAGAACUGUUGAAGAGCUGAGGUGGAGGUGGAGGUGGAGGAGGCAGCAGGGAAUGUGGGGAGAUUCAGGGUGGCGGGAUAUUUGAUUAAAUUAAGAUAUUUGAUGUAGAGAAUAUUACACUAUAAAGCCAUAACUCUUCUUUUUUUUUUUUACCAUGCCUGUUUUAAUGUCAAUGAUUCCAAAGGAAGCGCUUUCCCCUUUGUUCAUUUUAACCAAGUAAAAAUCAUUUGCGCAUAAGAAUGACGGUACUGGAAGAUCGGCUGAGAUUGACACAUAUGUGUUUUCUCCACCCUUUUAGGACGUGCUGUUAGACACUUAUUUGGACCAUUCACUUUUUCAGAUUGGGCUACAAAGACAGCCGUUAUAUAAUCCGUUGCCUUCCCUCUUCAGGCGGUCUUCACCGUGUGUCAACUCAGGAAUCAUUUUCUCCCGUGUUUCUAAAGUCAGAGAUGUUUUGUGGCCGCUAGCUGAAGCCAUAAAGAACCACACACAGGAUGUUUUUGAUGGGGAUGUAUCUUCAACACUGACCAAGAUGUGAAGCUGUGAAUAACGCUGGUCUGUGUGUGGGUGCAUCCAAGCGCCUACAGCUUUCUGUGCAGUACGGCGACAAACCGGAUCAUGAGCUGCCGUUUCUUUGGCUCGCGUUGCUCGUAUGCGACCAGGUCGGCUCUUCGCGUUGGGCCUCGUACCUGUUUGGUGCCGCGUUGUUGUGUUGCCCAAACGUGAAAGGCAGCUUCUGACCCCCCAAAAAAGUGGACCCGGAUCCAGAGUUAAUAACUUGUGAAAAAGUGCUCUUGCUCUUGACUGAGCAAGAGAAUCACAGUCACUCUUGUUGGUUUGGCAGCUUUAUUUUAAAUCCAAGUGCUCCUCUAUUUAUGAGACUGAUUUUGAUAAGAUUCCGUGGUGUGAAACUACUAUUGUAUUUCUGAGGAAAUAACCAAAUCAAAUGAUACGCAGCAUCUGUGUUGCUGUUGUGGCGGGAGGUGCUUCAAUUGGUUUAAUUAAGGUUUACUUAGAUUAGAGGUUUGCGUUUACUGUUCCAAAAUGAAUGAUGUCUAAUGAUCCAGCAGCAACAAGAAGGUAUUUGUAUCUUCAGCCCGUGAACGCUUACUGACUUAAAAUGUCAAGGACAUGGAACCGAGGAAACAGUAGCUGCAACUUCUAUCUGUUAAAAGUUUUUUUUGUUGUUGUUGUUCAAAGAGUUUUAGAUAUUUGGAAAUGUAACUUUCAUGCUGAUGUAUUUUUGGCUUUCCCUCUACACUGCAGAGAUAAGCUAACUGUCCUGUCCUAAGAAAACUUGAAAAUGUGUGCUUGUGUGGAUCUGGCAGCUUGGGAAAUGGGUGUCAUGGUGUGUUUGUGUGUGUGUGAGUUUUUACAAUGUAGAGAAUUAGAGAAGGUUAAUUGAGAAUUUGUAGGGUUUUUAUUCAAUGAACGUUGAUUUUUUUUGUUGGUAUUUGUACAUAAUUUGUUUUGUAUUUAUACCUGUUUUUCUGAGUUCGUUUGUAAGGUUGAUACUGUUUUUUUUUACAGAAGCCUAAACUUUUCUUGAAUGACAUGUGGCACUUAAUAUUUUGUAAUAUUGUGUGGUCUGUUUGAAAUAAUUAAAUAAAUAUUGAAGCCAUGUUUUACACUUGGA